UGGCACCUUUUAGCUUAAAAGGCCACGAUUCGAGUCCCGCCCAGCUGAUACAAACUUCGAAGGCGAGACGGACGGCUGAGGCGCUCUUCAUUAAUGCCACCUUGUUUGACCUGACCUGGGGUGGUAAUGGUGGGGUAUUGGUGUGUCUUGCUGGUGUUGUAUAGGGAAAGGUUUAAAUGCACGUUUUUAUAUAGGAAAUGGUCAUUGUGUCACUAAAUGGUCUCGCCAUACUGUCAGCCGGUUCCUGAAUUACUUCUUUCUGGUCCGUUAGGCAGCCAACCAAGCAAUUUGUGUCCUGCGCCGUUCCAGAAUGCCUUUUUCCAUCUGUUUUUUGUCCGCUAGUGGACCAAAGAUUGGAACAUCGAGGGGUUUUGCAAAACAUUGGUCAAGUGUCCGGGCGACCAAAGCUACCGCCUUGUAUUUUAAAUUUCCAAAUGUAAAAAGAAGCUAACUGUAAUUAAAUUUAUUUCAGUCUAUUUACCAUGUCAAAUUUUUUUGAUGGUACAACAAAGCUUUUCUUAUGCUAUAUUGAGCAUACUUUUUAAUUUUUGAAGUCUACUGUAGUCGCCUUGUGAGUUCACGCCAAACAUCAACAACAGCCUAAUCGACUCGUCACAUCUCUACUUCACUGACUAAAUUUGGUACCAUGGCUGAAUUAGAAGAAAUCAUAGAUGAAGAAAUGUAUGAAAUGGAAGAAUUGCGACGAGUGAGGAUUCCACGCAUUGUACCUAAAGAUCGCAGUGACCCAUUUCAUUAUCUUUCUGGUGAAGAAUUCCUUGAGCGUUUUCGUCUGCCAAAGGAUGCUGUACGAGACCUCAUUGAAGAAGUUAGGCCACGUACACAUGUGGACAGGCUUGGCACAGGAUGUGGCAUUCCUCUGCAUUUGAAGAUGCUAGUUACCUUGCGGUACCUAGCCACGGAAGUUUCCUUCACGGUAGCUGACAUAAUGGAUAUUGCAAAAUCAUCAGCAUGCAGGGCUGUUGGAGAGGUGGUUCAACUUAUUGCUUUCCUGGCACCAGACUACAUCAAAUUCCCACAGCCAGAAGAAGCACGUGAGAUGGCCUCAAAGUUCUAUGAUAUUGCUGGUAUGCCAGGUGUAUUAGGGUGUAUAGAUUGUACACAUUUUCCAAUACAGAGUCCAGGUGGGAACAACGUUGAGAUGUAUAGAUGUCGAAAGGGGUUUUACUCGUUAAAUGUCCAAGGUAUUUGUGAUUCAGAACUCAAAUUUAUGCAUGUUGUUGCAAGUUGGCCUGGCAGCGUACAUGACUCAAGAAUAUUUUCUAAUUGUCGUAUCUGUCAUCUUCUAGAGCAAGGAGACUACAGCGGUUUAUAUUUGUUAGGGGAUAGUGGGUAUCCAAGUCGGGAAUAUUUACUGACUCCACUCCUAGCUCCAAGAAAUGAAAAGCAUAGGAGGUAUAAUGUAGCUCAUAUUCAAACAUGGAACUGUAUUGAGAGGGCAUUCAGUGUACUGAAAAGAAGAUUUGCAUGCUUAAGCAUACCCCUGCAAACCAAACUUCCCAAUACAAAAAGAAUUGUGAUGGCAUGUGCUGUUUUGCAUAACAUUGCUAUUUCAAGAAGAGUGGACAUGUUAGAUGUUGAGGUUGAGACACAGGAAGUAGUUGAUUUAUUGGAGGAUGAAGAUGAACAUGAACUGGAUGCCACACAAGUUAGGGAAUCAUUAAUUCAAAGAUGGUUCUGAGGGCCAGUUUCAAGAACUUUUCCCUGUGUACCCGAUUGGGCUCCAGUGUAAUAAUACUUUUUCUUUUCUAGUUCUUGCUUGAUAGGAUUAACACUAAGUUUAAAUAAGAAUUUAUAUAAGGUUCCAAAAGGUAAAGAAAGGAAAAGUAUAUAUAAGAUCUUAUGGUGUAUAAUGUAGGUAUUGCAAAGUACAAAUAGUAUGUAAGAAUGAAUAAAUUUAACCAUCUACU
Messenger RNA from Portunus trituberculatus (swimming crab), 1928 nucleotides. RefSeq names its product putative nuclease HARBI1. Lineage: Eukaryota; Metazoa; Arthropoda; Malacostraca; Decapoda; Portunidae. Bases 647 to 1699 code for a protein of 350 amino acids. The record is from RefSeq and is a predicted model, not a curated record. The transcript is spliced from 3 exons.